Molecule: messenger RNA, 1014 nt
Organism: Heterotrigona itama
Lineage: Eukaryota; Metazoa; Arthropoda; Insecta; Hymenoptera; Apidae
Source: the annotation of a GenBank genome assembly
GCAAGCCACGCACGCAAACACGUCGUGCUAUCCCGCUGCAAAUCGAUCGACUUUUCACUUGUUUCAAGAGUGUAGUGCAUAGUACUUAGAUACUCCUUGAAAAGUCAAUCGUAGGGCACGUUCGACGUUAGUACUACGAGAAUAAGGACCAGUUUCAUAAUCGAGCAAAAUGACGAAAGGUUUGGAAACGGUGGCUACGAUGGCUUGCAUGAAGACCCUGCUAAUGCUUUUCAACUGUAUCUUCUGGAUAUUUGGCAUAUUGGUACUGGGCAUUGGAAUUUGGACGCGAAUUCGACUUCAUGAUUACAUGGAUGUAAGCGCAGAGAACAGUAGGGCAGCUUUAUUGGCAUUGGCUUGUUUGGGCGGUAUUUUAACUUUGACAGCGACACUUGCCUGCUGUUGUACAACCCACGGCCAUCCGGCCCUCUUGUUUUUGUACGGUGCUUUCUUGGCUAUUGUUGCAUUACUAGAACUUGCAGCUGGUGCAUCGAUCUAUGCUUACCGUAACAAUCUAAAUGAAAAAUUUGAUCACGAUUUCAAUCAAACGAUGCUUAUCUAUGGCCAGAAUGAGAAGAAGAGCGCUGACAUCGACACUAUACAAUCUACAUUGCAAUGUUGCGGAAACAGAGGUUACACCGAUUGGUUGAACAUAUCUCCAGCAAUGGAAAUACCAUCAUCCUGUUGCAAAGCAAGCUUGCUAGAGAAAAAUUGUAACGUUAAUGAUAUAAACGACAUAUAUACUCAGGGUUGCUACACUCGCGUGUUACGCUUCAUAAAUGGUAACAUUGGCUUGGUUGCUGGAGUAGCAGUCGGCGUAGCAUUCUUCCCGUUCAUAGGCGUCUUCCUAGCUUGUUGUUUGGCUAGCAACAUCAACAAAGUCAAGUAUGAGCAGGUUGCUUAGAAUUUGCGUCGUUCGCAGAAAAGUCUGUGCCAGUAAGAAGAAUCUACAUCGCUCAGAAGAAGAACGUUUUCAAAACAACCAACCUCCAUUCUGUACCAGCGAAUAAAAUUUGC